Alternaria conjuncta is the source of this 891-nucleotide messenger RNA. RefSeq lists its product as uncharacterized. The transcript has 2 exons. The coding region runs from base 1 to 891 and encodes 296 amino acids. Lineage: Eukaryota; Fungi; Ascomycota; Dothideomycetes; Pleosporales; Pleosporaceae. The record is from RefSeq and is a predicted model, not a curated record.
AUGGCGUUCAUACGACCGGAGGAAAUCAACGAAUACGUCAUUCCAUGGCUACAAAAAAUGCAAAAACAGAUCAAUCGCAAAGGAGAUGAAUUAGACAAAGAGGACGAUGCAAGAUCACCCAAGGAGACGAGGCGCGCACGCCAGCCAACAGGACCUGACGGUGCUGUCGCUAUGGGAAUUCCAGUUGCACUUGACGACAAAAUUCAUCUCUACAACGCUAUGCUGCAGCUAGGCCUGCCCAAAUCCGUGCAACUGCCACUCAUCGACAAAAUCGUCAUGCAGAUGUACAAAACCAAACUCAAUGCGUGUCAUCUCGCCACUCUAGAGCAUACAGUCGGGCGCUUUUACUCCAGGGGUGUUGCUGUCCUUGACCCAGUUCUUUGUCAUUUCAUCGGAACGUAUCCUCGCAGGACCUUGCAAGAUCGCAGAAAUGUCAGACCUCCAUAUGAAAGCGAUACUGAAUCAUCGGAUGAUACGGAUAAGCCCGGCGAACAACCGCCAGAAGAAGCGCAAGAUGCUGAUAAUCAGUCGGGAGAAGAACCACCAACACCAGCACCAGAACCAUUCGACUUCAAGAACUCGGAGAGAAAGUACCUCACUCACUGGCCCCGUCCCGCGGGCCGUGCAAAACCCUAUCACAAAGAUACAUUUCUUCUCCCCCCUGAGCUGCCUGUCAUCGGUCAUAGUAUAAAGCAUUGGUCCGGAGUCCGCAAGAACGGUAGCACAGCUGCGGCUCAUAACGGGUUUCCUCUCAACAUUGGAAAAUACAAGAAGUUUAUUCGGAGAAACACGACGGAUGUGAUUAGCGCAGAUGACUACUACGAAGAAGAGACAAACCGACUGGCACAUCAGAAGGACUACGAAGACAAUGGUCCGGGGGAGGGUAACUGA